AUUAUUCAGUAAAUGUGCAAAAAUAUGUAAAUUUCGGUCUUUGUGAAGAAAGAAAAAAUCGAUUUCACUUAAAUCUAAAAAAUACAUAUAUAAUGAGCUUACAAGACGAAAGUUUUCCCUAUGAUGAUGAUUUAGAAUUUUCACGUAAUUCAGGUAAAAAUUUUGUAUUUCCUCACCAUAAACCACGACGUCCCAGCGGUUUGGCAAAUAAGGAACCAGAAGAAGAACAUGACCAUGUUGAUCAGCAUAUUUCAAACAACACGAAUAUUUCAACAUCUUCCUCCAUACACCAGCAAGAUGAAUCGACACAGUCAUCUAAUGAUUUUUGUCCACCAUCCGAGACUAGUGGCAAAACAAAUGCCAGUGAACCAAAUGAUUUGCAAGAAUCUCAAAAUAAAAAAUCUGAAUUCAUACGCCACAAUCCCAACAAAUCAAUUUCCUAUCAGGACAUACACUCUGAAUACACCAAGAAACGUUUCAAACAUGUCGAAAGUAAAGUUGGUCAAUACAUUGCCAAUAUAAAGGCCCAAGAUGAGAAACGUCGAAAUUCUGGUAAAUUUCAAAGACAUCGUUCUAUGCCCGACACACUGCAUGGAACUGAAAAAGCAAGAACCGACCUUAACAAUGACUCUAAAAUACAUAAUGAGCUGCGUCGCAGUACUAACGAUUUAGAUCGUAUAUGUGAUCAGAGUGAUACUGAAAUCUAUGAUAAUCUUACGGCUACAACAUCAUCACUAUCCAAUCGUGAUUUGGGUUCCGAUGCUGGCAUCUUAUUGGACAAGCAAACCUAUGAACAAUUGCUGAGUGACAAGGAGCGCAAAGAUUAUUUGCAAACAAAGUUGGAGGAGAAAAAUGCUGAAAAUUGUCGCUUGAAACAGAAUUUGGACACAAUGCGUAUUGAAUAUUCUAUGUGUAAAGAUAAACUGAAACAGCAGACUCAAGCACAACGAUUUUCUGGUUCAUUUGGUAGUAUAAAUGCUGCCGCUUCUCUGGGUCGUACCUCUCUACAAUGUUUGCUAUAUCCCCCAGAGAGUAGAGACAAGUCUACACAAACAGAUAGAAUGUUAACGCCUUCACCCGUGCCUCCGCUUGCAAAACAAGGCAAUGAUAUAUUUGCCACACCUUUAACACCAGAUUCCAAUAACAAUUCAUUUAAUCAUGCUGCCGUGGGUAUGUUAGCACCAGCCGCCCAUAAAGUCUCAAAAACUGUGGCCACUAUACAACCACUUUCAUUGAAUUUCAGUAAUCUAUUGGAGCAAGAAAGCCGUGAUUUUAAUAGCAGUAAUAUAAAUACAACCAUGGGAUUCCUACGUCAUCGUUCCAAUUCUAUGACAGCACGUAAAAAAUCCACUCCUUUACCCGCAAACAUUUCAAAAGUCAGUUCAGUUGGCAGCGGUGGGGCGCCUAGUAGCAGUGACUCAGCCAUAGACAUAGAAGUUGCCGAGUUAUCACCUAAAAAUCAAAGACAAAGUCGUCGUGAAGAAUUUAUAUAUUAUGAACAACGUUCUCAACGCUAUUCUGUUCUAGAGACUCGUAAUGCUGGUAGAAGCUACACGGAUAGCCAGGCUAAUUCAACCCCUAGAAAUAGUAUUACCAUUGAGGACGGCGGCAUGGGUUCGAGUAGUAAUACGCGUAGAAAUUUACACAAACGCCAUAAUUUACGUUCACGCAUGAUGCGUUUUUUUGGCGCCUGUACGAAAUGUGAAGAUCCCAAUAUGUCUUUAGAAUCCGUCGAUAAACUUCAACACUCGCAGAUUCCACUUUUGGAAAAAAGUACACAGAAUUAUUGCCGUAAUGUGCGUUGAGGUUUAUCCAGGUCUAAAUGUUACUUUAUAUGUAGUAUGUGUGUACUUUUUUUUUCUUAAUUUUCAAAUGGAAUUCUUAAAUUCUAGUGUAAACACCAACUUUUUCCAAAUUUAUAAUUUGAAAAUCGUAAAAUUAUUAUAAUUAUAUGCUGGUCAUUAGAAAGUCUUAAUUUUUC
Messenger RNA from Lucilia cuprina (Australian sheep blowfly), 1981 nucleotides. Its product is annotated as protein swallow. The transcript is spliced from 3 exons. The record is from RefSeq and is a predicted model, not a curated record. Bases 93 to 1805 code for a protein of 570 amino acids. NCBI's taxonomy places the organism in Eukaryota, Metazoa, Arthropoda, Insecta, Diptera, Calliphoridae.